CCGGGAGCUCUGUGAGUCACUCCCCGGGCCCGGCCCGGGAGGUGCGGGCACCCCGGCCGGAGGCGGCCUGGCGGCGGGCUCACAUGGGCCUUUCCAAAAGCAAACCCAAGCAGAGGAAAGGUAAGGAGGAAAAGAAUGGACUUGCCUACCCAGUCCCCACAUCCAAGAACAAGUGGAUGAAGAAGCAAGCCCAGGGGGCCAAGCAGGCAGACAGCCUUCCACCCGGAGUGGGGCCAGCCAAGGACUCGUGGCCUGCUUCUUCCUCCGAAGAGAAACCUGAGAUAAAACAGUCGAGCAGGAAAAAUACCAUCACUCCACAGAUCAUCAUCACUCGGGCCUCAGAUGAGAGUAUAGUCAGCUACAGCUCCACUGGAAGUGAGGAGCAGAGAACCAUCCGGGAAUGUGCUGAAUGGGGGCCCUACCGCAGACACAGGAACCCCAGUACAAUAGCAGCCUACCUACCUGACAAAGAGUAAACAAAAGCUUCUAGUAGCUAUCCUUGUUUACUGUGAUUAAGUCCCAGUUAUGGGGUUCUAAGUGCUUGAGGUUCUUAGUGACCAUUUGGUUUCAUCUCCCCAGAGCCACUGGCAGACUGAGAUAUGGAGGAAAUCACUGGCUCAGAGAGAGAAUUUUGCACUACCAAAGAAAUUAACUAGCUCAUCACUGUUGGAAGUGUCAGGCUGUACAGCAUGGAGAAAAAUAGAAGAGACCAUCCCAACCAACUAAAGAGCUAGGCUUGAGUGUG
Messenger RNA from Perognathus longimembris pacificus (Pacific pocket mouse), 745 nucleotides. It is a transcript of the gene Spata33, whose product is annotated as spermatogenesis associated 33. Gene Ontology annotation, cellular component: cytoplasm; nucleus. The record is from RefSeq and is a predicted model, not a curated record. Bases 84 to 476 code for a protein of 130 amino acids. Lineage: Eukaryota; Metazoa; Chordata; Mammalia; Rodentia; Heteromyidae. The transcript has 3 exons.